Macrosteles quadrilineatus (aster leafhopper) is the source of this 464-nucleotide messenger RNA. RefSeq lists its product as uncharacterized. The transcript is spliced from 2 exons. The record is from RefSeq and is a predicted model, not a curated record. Bases 105 to 464 code for a protein of 119 amino acids. Lineage: Eukaryota; Metazoa; Arthropoda; Insecta; Hemiptera; Cicadellidae.
CUUGCCGUGUUACUCCCGGGAGCCACCACCGACCGGAGAAAUGAGGAUGGUUGUAGAAUACGGAGCCAGGGAAUGGAGACACCUGUUGUUGGGCUGUGACGCCAAUGCCCAUCACAUGGCCUGGGGGAGCAGCGACAACAAUGAGAGAGGACACAAAGGUGUUGCUGGCAAUGGUGGGAGCUGACAAGUGGGCAAACAAAGGAGCUCAUGGGUCCAGAGGCGACGUGUGGAAUUGCUUACAACACAGCACGGAGAACUCUGUUUGCCAGUGGAUGGGCAUAGAACAUCGAAGGAGCUGGGGUAGAACAGAAGGCAACGUACAGUCAAAGAGAAUGCUGCAGACACCUACCGGGGCAUUUGCGGCAGAUGCCCUUGGGCGAGGAAAGUGGUUGGCUUCAUCAGCGGCCAUUGGGUAUUCCGCAGACAUGUACACAAGAUGGGAAUUCAAGUUUAAGGCCUCUUAA